This is a messenger RNA of Thrips palmi, 1471 nucleotides long. Its product is annotated as smad nuclear-interacting protein 1. The coding region runs from base 177 to 1319 and encodes 380 amino acids. The transcript is spliced from 5 exons. Gene Ontology annotation, molecular function: protein binding; mRNA binding. Gene Ontology annotation, cellular component: nucleus. The record is from RefSeq and is a predicted model, not a curated record. Lineage: Eukaryota; Metazoa; Arthropoda; Insecta; Thysanoptera; Thripidae. Gene Ontology annotation, biological process: miRNA processing.
GUUUUGUUUUUGUUGUUGCGGUGUUUCUCUUUCGCAUGUAGUUUUUGUUUAAAGAAAUUGGCAUUGAAAACGAAUUUCUUUAAUCUAUCGUGUUGUCUGCAACUGAAUUCGUUGAAGAGAAUUACCCUCUUGUUUCAUUCAACGAAGGAGUUUUUUUUUUUUUUGAAAUACCUGAGAUGAAAGAACAUGGGCACAAGAAACAUAGGCGAGGCUCUCGUGACAGAUACAUUGAAGAUGAUGUACCAUCUAAAGUUCCCAAAAGAGAACCGGGAUCUCCUUCUGAAUUAAGGGAAGAUCAAGACCGACAUCGAAGAAAACCCGACCAUCAUGAUAGACAUCGUCAUUCCAUGGAGGAUCCAAAUAAGUCAUCAAGGAACAGAGACGAUCGGGACAGGGACAGAGACAACAAUAGAGACAGAGAUCACACAAGAGACAGAGAUCACAAUAGAGAUAGAGACCGUCAUAGAGACCGGAAACAUGAAGGAAAUGUUAAAAUCAAAGAUGAACCGUUAGACAGUGAUGAUGCACAAGGACGAGAAGGGCCAUCUAGGUCUAAAUGGGAUGAUGAAGAGGAGAGAAACCGCAACAGGGGCCUUGGAAGGGGUAGUGGCAGAAAUUCUGAGGAACGAGAUUCUAGAGGUACCCGGGGGUUUAGGCCAGACUUUCAUGAGAAUAGAGGAGGCCGGGGCAGGGGUAGAGGUAGAGGUGGAAGAGGAGGCCGAGGUGGCCAUUCAAGAUUCCCGAAGUCAGAAGAAGACACAAGUAAUUAUGAGUGGGGCAAGAAGACAGAGGAUGGAGGAAACAAGCCGCUGCCACCUGAAGAGAGAGAUAAACCCAAUUUUGGUCUAUCAGGAAAACUCACAGAAGACACAAAUACUUAUAAGGGUGUUGUUAUUAAGUACAGUGAACCUCCUGAAGCCAGAGUUCCUAAAAGACGCUGGCGUCUGUACCCUUUCAAAGGUGAGGAGGCUUUAAAAGUUCUUUAUAUUCAUAGGGCUAGUGCAUUCCUUUUGGGUCGGGAACGAAAGGUUGUCGAUAUUCCGUUGGAUCAUCCAUCUUGUUCUAAGCAGCAUGCAGCUUUACAAUUUCGUCUUGUACAAUUUGAUAGAGAUAAUGGAACUGUAGGCAAAAGAAUAAGGCCUUAUAUCAUAGAUCUAGACUCAGCCAAUGGCACUUUUGUCAACAAUAACAAAAUUGAUCCCAGAAAAUAUGUGGAACUAUUAGAGAGAGAUGUCCUUAAGUUUGGCUACAGUUCAAGGGAAUAUGUUUUGUUGCAUGAACAAAGUAAGGAUGAAGAUGAAGAUGACAACAUGGAAUAAUAAUAAUAAUGUGUGUUUAAGUUUGCAGAGCUAUCCUUAGUGUAUUGCUAUGUCCCUUUAUUUUUCUUAGAAGUUAUCUUUUUCCUUGUAAAUAUGAAGCAAGGAAAGAAACUGUAUAUUUAAUUUUGAAUUAAACUAUCAGAAUUGAGCUG